AAGUUUUUCGGACAAAACAUUUUUCUGUCCUAUGUUAGCAUAUGUUUUGGAAAGGAAAUACCCCACUGAAAUAAGUGUUGCAUGUGUUUUUGUUAGAAUGAACUUCAUGUAUUGUACCUUCUGACUGGCCAGCACUACUGAAGUGUACAUGUAAUGCACUUCAUCAUCUUUGUGCUUCCUGAUUUGCAGAGUCUCAAUAAAAUUGCUAGGCUACAAUUCUGUUGUGAUGAACCUUUGCUCAUAAAAUACAGUGCUUAAAUGCGCUCUUGCUGAAAUUGCUGGCAGGAAGCCUAAUCUUAGAAGGUGGCCAAUAUGAUAACGCCUGUCAAAAGUCUGUGGGGAACUCAGUAUCAAGCCUAUGAUGGCAGGUUUUGUGCUUGUUUUUAAGAGUGUUCUUGGUGUGAUAUCACUGUGUGUUCUGAAUUCUUCAGUAGCCCCACAUUCAAAAGGCAUUUGGAAUUUGGAAAGCAGGGCUUUUGUUUCAAACUAUAUUUAAAAGACCAAAAUCUGUGUUUCUUGGGCCUAGUGAUAAUACCUGCUCCGGUCAUCACUGCCACAACUGCUAAAAUGGAGGUGGUUUCAGCGGAAGUCAACAGCUUGCUCCCUGAGGAGAUAAUGGACACCGGUAUAACUCUGGUGGAAGACGACAGCAUCGAGGCGGUUAUCGUGUCGUCGCCAAUGGGAGACUCUAUUCCCAUGGAAACAGAACUGGAAGAAAUAGUGAGCAUAAGCUCCACCAGCGACUCCGCAGCUACAACCACAGCCACAGUCACCACAGAAUCAGUUACCGCACCCAGCAAUCACUCAGGCGACACGACAGUGAACACAACCCCAAAAACUGAUGUGAAUGCAGUAGUAAAGCCUACCUUUCCAAGUGGCCUCCAUAAACUUGGUGCUCAGACCCCUGUCACUAUAUCAGCCAAUCAAAUUAUUCUGAACAAGACCGCUGAUAUUAAAAUAGGCAAUCAGAAUAUUAAACCAGAUGGGCAAAAACUAAUUGUAACAACUUUGGGCAAGUCUGGCCAACCUAUUGUUUUAGCAUUACCCCACAACCAGCUCCCACAAGCACAGAAGGCUGUGUCCCAAGCCCAAGGUGGAGACUCCAAGGUACAAGGCCAGCAGAUCAAAGUUGUUAUUGGAGGUCGAUCGGAAGUGAAACCUGUUGUUGGUGUCUCAUCUUUGACGCAAGGAAAUCAGCUGGUAAAUACUGCGUCCCAGCCUUCUGUUUUGCAGACCCAGCAAUUAAAAACAGUACAGAUUGCAAAGAAGACCCGAACCCCAACUUCUGGCCCAGUGAUCACCAAACUGAUCUUUGCAAAGCCAAUCAAUAGCAAAGCUGUUACAGGGCAGACCACUCAAGUGUCACCAGUCAUUGCAGGUAGGGUUCUUUCACAGUCUGCUCCAGGAACACCACCAAAGACAAUAACUAUCUCUGAAAGCGGAGUCAUUGGAUCAUCUUUGAGUACAACAACACAACAGACACCAAAUAAAAUAGCUAUCUCGCCACUCAAAUCCCCUAAUAAGCUAACAGUGGUGUCAGUGGCCUCCCAGCCUCCCAACUCCCCCCAGAAGACGGUGGGCGUCCCACUGAAUGUAGCGUUAGGACAGCAGAUCCUCACAGUGCAGCAGUCAGCGCCCUCCUCCCCUGGGAAGGCUAUAGUCAACCACACAACCGCCCAGGCUGUGAAAUCAGCAGUGCAGACCAUUACUGUAGGAGGAGUGGGCACAUCUCAAUUUAAGACAAUUAUCCCCUUGGCAACUGCACCCAAUGUUCAGCAAAUUCAGGUACCUGGAAGCAAGUUCCAUUAUGUCAGACUUGUUACUGCCACAACAGCCAAUAGUUCAACCCAGUUGGCCAGUCAAAAUCCCAGUACGAAUACACAGCCUCUUCAACAGGCGAAGCCAGUGGUGGUGAACGCAACGCCAGUACGGAUGUCUGUUCCCAUAGUGCCAGCACAGACUGUGAAACAGGUGGUGCCCAAACCGAUCAACCCAACUUCCCAGAGAGUUACUACUAGUCAGCCCCAACAAAGACUUAUUAUGCCAGCCACUCCCCUGCCACAGAUACAGCCCAACCUCACCAACCUCCCACCGGGCACUGUACUGGCACCAGCACCUGGUACAGGAAACGUUGGGUAUGCAGUCCUUCCAGCUCAGUAUGUCACACAGCUACAGCAAUCAUCGUACGUAUCUAUAGCAAGCAACACUGGCUUUACAGGGACACCUUGUAUCCAGUCCCAAGCACGGCUACCAUUCAAUGGAAUAAUUCCUUGUGAAUCAGCAAACCGCCCCAGGAAGCCUUGCAAUUGUACUAAGUCUCUGUGUUUGAAACUGUACUGCGAUUGUUUUGCAAACGGUGAAUUCUGCAAUAACUGCAAUUGUACAAAUUGUUAUAACAACCUGGACCAUGAAAACGACAGGCAAAAAGCAAUAAAGGCCUGCCUUGACAGAAACCCUGAAGCCUUCAAGCCCAAGAUAGGGAAAGGAAAGGAAGGAGAGUCGGAUCGGAGACACAGCAAAGGGUGUAACUGUAAACGCUCGGGAUGUCUCAAAAACUACUGCGAAUGUUAUGAGGCAAAAAUCAUGUGUUCUUCCAUAUGUAAAUGCAUUGGCUGUAAAAAUUUUGAAGAAAGCCCAGAGCGGAAGACAUUGAUGCAUUUAGCAGAUGCUGCAGAAGUUAGGGUCCAGCAGCAGACCGCUGCAAAGACCAAGUUAUCUUCCCAGAUCUCAGAUCUGCUGACAAGGCCAACACCAGCACUCAGCAGUGGUGGUGGGAAGUUGCCCUUCACGUUUGUAACCAAGGAGGUAGCUGAUGCAACCUGUGAAUGCCUUCUUGCACAGGCAGAGCAAGCAGAGAAGACAGGCAAGUCAAAAGCUGCAGCAGAGCGCAUGAUCUUGGAGGAGUUUGGACGCUGUUUGAUGAGAGUUAUUAACUCUGCAGGGAAGUCCAAAAGUGACCCUUGUGCCAUGAACUGCUGACUCGUGCACAUGAGCCACAAUGAAGUGGACUGAACAGAACACUUAAGGCACAGGGACACUUUGGUUUGGCAUAGAGGAUUUAAUAAUAUUUGUUAAUUUGGUGCUUGUUGUAAAUUCACCUGCAUAAUAUCGAAACAUGAAAAUCUUUUUAUAACAAUAUGUAGAGCCUUUUAAAUCUUAGCUAAAUCCUCUUCUACUUAAGACAAUGCCUAAAGGUCAAUUCUUCUUCCUGAUGUACAGCUUUUACCUUGGGUUUCUUAAAAAUUAGAUGUGUUCUCCUCUUUCCCCCAGAAUAAUUACCUGAAGGGCAUAUAUAAAUUAUUAUAAUAUAUAUUAUUUACAGUGUAUGGAGUUGCAUUACUUUGUGCAUACAGGAAAACACAGAUGAUGUCAACAAAUAGGUGAUGCUUUGGCAACAGGCCCGUAAUAAAGAGGUACCACUGUAUCCAAGACAGUUCUGAAAGGAAGUGUGUGAAAAUUAGCAUCUAAAUAGAAGUACUUGUAUGUGGGACCCGACACGGCAUGUUCUGUUAGUGCAUGGAGCACUGCGAAACACACAGGCAAUAAUACAGAGGGGUGGGUUGCAGAUUUAGCAUUGGGCAAGUGGUGGAGGAUCUUGCUGGAGUGGGGCCCAAGGAGUUUACAGGCUAAUGGAAUUAAUGGGAGUUUUUUGAUAGGAAUGUGGCUGAGAGCUCGUGUUUGUUAAGCUGGAACUUGAAGGCUAAGAGAGUGGCCUGUUCUCAGAAGUGAGGAAGGGCAGCCACGCCACAAUGCCACAUGUCUGCUCAGUGUACAGUGUUACCUGAGCGUGCAGCCGACGGAUGCUGUUGCUUAGGUGUUUACCCGGUUUUUCAGAGGUCUGCAGCAGCCUAAUCCCUCACUGCAGGUAGGGCUGCGUGGUCUGUUGUGUUUUCUAGGAUCAAGCUGUGACCCUGGAAAGUGUUCAAGCCUAAGAAGCCGAGGUCAUGGGAGGUGUUGGAACCACAGUUGUCUUAACAAGGACUCAAGACAAUCUGCAUCCAAAUUGACUUGCAGAGGUAGGGAUCAUGUUCAGCCUGGUUGCGGGUCUUCAGGAUGCUGCUUCUCUAUAUGUUGUCAGCUUAGUUGACAUAAGGGUUUUUUAAGUGUUGUUAGAAUGACCGAGAGCCAUGAUCAGAGAGGAUGGUAGCACAAAAUCAGGAUUGCUUUCAAAACAAAUAGAUCCUUUUACACAAAGCUGGGGGAAGGGGGGGCAGGGGCAAUCAACUAUAGCUGUGUAUAGACUUAGGGCAGGGGAUAUUUUUCAGUAUUUGUUACAGGCAAUCUCGGAUCAUGUUUCUGGUAGCAGAAUACAUUUGCAGAAUUAACUUAGUAGGUUAUUUACCUACUACGAAUGUCUAUAACUAUAUUUUAACCACAGGCAUUUUUAUUACCUGUCUCACUGCAGCCUGAACUAGUUAGGUGUUUCCAAAAAAGAUUUAGUAUUCCUCGUGUAAAAAUGUAAAUACAGAGAAAAGCAGCAGAGCUCUUUCUCCAGGUUUUCUAGCAGGGCCAGGCUGGAGAAAGGUAGGAGUUAGGCAAACCAGCAGCAGAGCUAAGUGCCUACAUGUAUGAUGGCAAUAGGGUGGGAGGACGCUUCCACUCCUGUCUUCACCCCAGUCCUGCGCACUGAGCAGAAAAGCCCUUGACUCUUCUCUGGUGCCUCGUCAAAAUGCCUCAGGGGCUUGAAGGUGGCCAGCAGCAGUGACGGGCCAUGGGGUCGCCCUUGCAGACAAGGUUUGACCUGCCAGUCACCGUCUGAAGGGCCUUGUCUGCUAUUAAUAUUUCCCUGAGAAUGAACAGCAAAUCUCCGAAAAGGGACUCCACCUCUUGUGUAAGUAAAUGCCACGAUUAGGACUUGGAUUUACUAAAAAAUCAGUGCAGUAACUUUACAUGUAGAUAGCGCGGAUAUUCAGUUUACUUCUAGUGACCUACUACAGUAUGUCCAGUAAGAUUUGUAUAAAUGUAAAUUAGUGUAAGUGAAUAAAGUAAUACCUACUUACGUUAUU
Messenger RNA from Strigops habroptila (Kakapo), 5006 nucleotides. It is a transcript of the gene LIN54, whose product is annotated as lin-54 DREAM MuvB core complex component. The record is from RefSeq and is a predicted model, not a curated record. The transcript is spliced from 14 exons. Gene Ontology annotation, biological process: regulation of DNA-templated transcription. Bases 568 to 2979 code for a protein of 803 amino acids. NCBI's taxonomy places the organism in Eukaryota, Metazoa, Chordata, Aves, Psittaciformes, Psittacidae. Gene Ontology annotation, cellular component: nucleus.